UGGAGGGCAAAGUAGGCAGUUGUUGCAGGGCUCUAAAUUUAGAACUUGUGACUAAAUACCAAUGACAACAGACAAACUGACAGCCACCCACCCACUUGCCCACUUACUCAGUCAUACAGUCAGUCUGGACUGGAUUUAGCCCCCUUUGCCCAACCUCCACACGACUAACUCCAGUAUCGGGGAUCACGAGCACCCACACUGAUCUGCUCUACGGCAGCCUCUCACAUUUCUGACUUCCCACCCUGAGGAGACAGGCAGAACUUGAGGCAACCCCCUGAGGGGCCUUCAGGACAGCAACAAACUCUCAGGGGCAGCAAUCAUGUCGCAGUUUUCCACCAUGACAACCAGGGAAAGGAAAAUGCAGGCAGCAGCGAUCUGCAGGGAAGUUCAAGGACAGGAAGAUGCACACAUGGACCUUGGGAAGAAAGUGAGUGUGCCCAAAGACAUCAUGCUGGAGGAGCUGUCUCUCGCCUCCAACCGGGGCUCCCAGCUCUUCAAAAUGCGCCAGAGACGUUCAGAAAAAUACACUUUUGAGAGCUUCCAAAAUGAAACUAACAACCAACUAAAUAGCCAAACAGUUUUCCAGAUUGGGAACAAGUCUGUCACAGGCAGUGGGGACGACUCAGGUGUCGAGCAGCCGUGUAAAGUGACAUCCAACGUACCAGAAACCACAAUGGUGCCAAAUCCGGACACCAUCGCCCCGGGAUAUGGAGGUCCUUUAAAAGACAUCCCUCCAGAGAAGUUCAACUGUACUGCUGUGCCAAAGUCAUACCACUCACCCUGGGAGCAGGCCAUCAUCAAUGACCCUGCUUUGGCUGACACACAUGUCUCUAGCACCCCUGAGCUGGUGCGCCAAACAAACCUACCAGGAUACAAAAGCUUCAACAGGGUGGCAACCCCUUUUGGGGGUUUCAGCAAGUCGCCGAGACCCAAGCCCAUUGCAGCCCUGCAGGUAGAGACACUCCCGGAGAUCCCCACUCUCCAUGGGGAGUGUGCUCCGAACAGGCCAUCCUUCAAUAGAGCGGCUCUGGGGUGGGUGGCUACCAGUGGCUCAGUCACACUCCCGAAUGUUUCCCUCGAGCCCACACUCAUCCCUGAGUCAGAAGACCUUUGAACCCAGGAAGACGCAUCACGGGGGAGGCUGUGGAAGUACCAGCUUCACCCAAGGUUAUUAUGGGUUGGGUGACAUUUGUUUCAGAGCAUGAGCUUGAGUGAAAGUAUCCUGUUUGUAACUAUCACACUAGAGGGGAGUAAAUGAAUAUGUAACCUUGUAAAUUAAGAUGAAGCAGUAUUGGAAUAACAUAAGAUUGUAUAUUAAUGUGCACAAGAAUGCUUUUCUCAAAAUAAAAUCUGGCAAUAUGCAACAGAAGCAUUCUUUAGAUUUGUUGUCUGUUUGGUUUAAUGCCUUGGACAUUGAUAAGAUUUACAUGAUGUUUUUGUAAGGAUAUGCAAACUUGACAAUUUCAUAACAUGCUCCCAGUCUGUUCCUCUAUGUUUCUGUGCGUUUCCAUCUCACAGUGUGUUGUGUGAGAGGCAGAAGAUGCUUGUGAGCCAGUGUUGCCUGCCUCAAGGUCUUGCAUCUUGACAAAUCAAAUCUGCUUCAGUGACAUGAGGGACCUGACUGAUGUGUCUUUCACCUUGCGGCAGCGCCUGUUGGACUGGGAUUCAUGCUUGAGCCGCUCAUUGAGCUGUGCCCAGAUGCUCAUCUCCCCCUCUGUUUUAUCACUUAUCACAGCGGGGGGGGGGGGGUUCUCAUGCAAAACAGGCAGGUUUCAAGGGGCUUCCAGGUUGGAUAAGGCUGUUGCUGAUGUUUGUUAGCAAUUAAUGAAACUGUUCGACUUAAGAAUUAAACAUGAUUUACUUCAUUGGA
This is a messenger RNA of Girardinichthys multiradiatus, 1870 nucleotides long. RefSeq names its product myozenin-2-like. The coding region runs from base 320 to 1114 and encodes 264 amino acids. The record is from RefSeq and is a predicted model, not a curated record. Gene Ontology annotation, cellular component: actin cytoskeleton; Z disc. Gene Ontology annotation, molecular function: telethonin binding; actin binding; FATZ binding. NCBI's taxonomy places the organism in Eukaryota, Metazoa, Chordata, Actinopteri, Cyprinodontiformes, Goodeidae. The transcript is spliced from 6 exons.